GAAUAAAAUGAACUUUGUGCGGAAAAAUAAAAAAUAAAAACACGCUAUUCUUUCAUCGAACACUUUUGAGGAUAGUUCUAUCAGUACCCAAAAAAAUGUUAAAAAUUUUUUAUGUUUUAUUUGUUUUUUCAAUUAUUUUUGAAGGUCAUUCAAUAAAGAUAAUGAAAAGUGAAUUUAUAAAUGGAGUGUUUUUUGCAAAAUUGAACAAUUAUAAAAUUAAACCAAACAACAGUUUUAUUGAAGAAAAAAGAAAUGGUUUAAUUCAAUGGAAAAAUGAAAUGAAGAAAGAGAAAAACGUUCUUGCAAUAUAUCAAAUAAUUGAUGCAAAGAAUAAUGAACAAUUGAAGGUAUCACCAAAUUUGUGUACAGAUAUAAUUAUUGAAUGGUAUCCGUCAAUGUUAAAACGAUUCCUGGGAAUUGAAAAAUGUCCAAUUGAAAGGGGAACCAUUUCUCUUAUGUCAAAUGAUAAGUAUUCACAAUCUGUAAAAUUCAGUAAAUAUAAGUGUACAGUUCCAUUUAAUAUAACUUUAGAAUUACGUGAUCAAAAACAAAAAAAAUUGAUAAUGACAUUUGAUGUUCUAAUAAAUGAAAUAAGACUUAACAGAAAAAAUUGUAAAUAAUAAAAUUAUAAUUUGUUGAAAA
This is a messenger RNA of Leptopilina boulardi, 642 nucleotides long. RefSeq lists its product as uncharacterized. Bases 96 to 620 code for a protein of 174 amino acids. The transcript is spliced from 4 exons. NCBI's taxonomy places the organism in Eukaryota, Metazoa, Arthropoda, Insecta, Hymenoptera, Figitidae. The record is from RefSeq and is a predicted model, not a curated record.